Messenger RNA from Odontomachus brunneus, 372 nucleotides. RefSeq lists its product as uncharacterized. Lineage: Eukaryota; Metazoa; Arthropoda; Insecta; Hymenoptera; Formicidae. The record is from RefSeq and is a predicted model, not a curated record. The transcript has 3 exons. The coding region runs from base 1 to 372 and encodes 123 amino acids.
AUGAAGCAGUCUAUAACAGCAACGGGAGGUGCUGUAAACAAUGCAGAAGUGUUGACAUCACAUGAGGAACAAGUUCUUGAUAUUAUGUGUGCUACGAGUGUGAAUGGCCAUCCAGAUGUAUUUGAAUCUAAUAAUGAUGAAAUGGAAGUGGAAUAUUUAUAUGAAUAUGAAAAAGAGGCACGAUCGAAGAUUGUUCAUUGCACAGAUUCCAUCAACAAUACCAACAUAUUAUCUGUACAAAAUAGAAAAACUAUUCUUGACAAGGAAUUUAAAAACUCUGUGCAGUUUUCAAAUGAAAAAGAGAAUAUAGACACACAGAGCGUACUAUACAGCGUGUACGGGCCCGCCGAGGAACACCAUACCUGCCUCUGA